This is a messenger RNA of Gambusia affinis (western mosquitofish), 4609 nucleotides long. RefSeq lists its product as uncharacterized. NCBI's taxonomy places the organism in Eukaryota, Metazoa, Chordata, Actinopteri, Cyprinodontiformes, Poeciliidae. The record is from RefSeq and is a predicted model, not a curated record. The transcript is spliced from 16 exons.
UGAAGAAUUUGCCAGGCAGCUGUGAUGUUUGCAUUUUUUAAAAUCGUUGCUAUGCGAAGCUGACUGGUCAGCAGCAGGUUACGUCAUAGAAGCGGGAAAAGCACCAUCUCUGAUUGGCUGCCACGUACUACCAAGUCGUCGAAGCUUCUGGAACUUUCUGCUUCCGAGUCUGCUUCGGUCAAGCUUUUCUCUUGUGCGAGACUUGGCGAUUUGGAAGUUUUCCACUGCUGCCUGCUGCGAUUCUCACCUCUGCAUCACCACAUCAUCUCAGACCUCUUUAUCCUACAGACACAUAUUUUAUCUACAUAUUCAGACAAGUUCUUUUGCACAUAGUAACAUUCAGUUACACGCACGCACACACACACACACACACACAUUUAAAUAACCACCUUUCCCCCCCCAGGUGUCUUCUUUUUUUCUACUGUGGUCUUAUAGGAUGCCCCGUCGAGGACGACGCUCGGAGGCGGCCAAGGUGAGAUGGAGGAAGCUGGAGAGUGUGCCGGUCGUCGCCAAGCCUGGGACACCAACGCUCGCACCCAGCGCUUGGAACCCGACUCGGUCUCCGCCGACGAAGACGUCCCGACUGCUGGAGGGUGGCCUGCCCUACCAGAUGUCGCCCGUGGUUCGUCAGGACGAGGAGCCCCGUGGGCAGUCGACUUCUCCGGAGUCGCGUCGUGGGACGGGGCGUCGCCAUCGCGUGGAGACGUGGCCAGCUUCCCGGGUGACCAGACGGAGCUGCAAGUUGGUUCUGCCUACUGCCGAGGCUCUGGAGAAGAAGUUUGCUCUUUUGGUUGGUGAUUCCCAUCUGCGUGCUAUUGUGGAUGGGUAUUGUACCAUGCCAAAGGGCAACUUCUUCUUAGGGAUGCUUGCAUCUCCCGGAGCUUCUGCGGAAGAGUUGCGGCUUGAGGUGCUGGAUGCAGUUCUGCCUCGGCCCCCCGAGGUGAUCUGUCUUCUGGCCCCAAGUAACAACUUGACCGCCAGCAGGACCUUCGUGGAGGCCGGAGCGGCGUUUGACGCUUUGUUGCGUGCAACUCUCUGCUAAUGUAAGUAUAAUAUCCACUGCAUUUAUCCAUAAUCAAAUAUAUCAGAAAACCUGGCAUAUGUUAAUUUGUUCAUUUACUUGUCUCAAUUUUUACAGGUGGUCGUUGUGGACUUUCCCCCACGCCUUGGCGUGAAGGAAAGUGUGCAACAGCUGCUGCGGCAGGAGUUUCAACGUGUGGCUGCUCAGAGAGGUGUUCGGUACUUGCCUGUCACUGAACACUUCCCGUUGAGCAGCCUAGCCUUGUGGAGCAGGGACGGCGUUCAUUUGAGCGAUCGUCCUGGGAUGGAGGUCCUUUCUCAGUUGCUUGAGGCGGCGGUCUCUUCGCAACUUGAGUUAAGUGCACCGAAAUCUCCAGCUCCUGUGAUGUUGGCUCCUCCCCCUCCUGGGACGGCAUCCCCCCCCGCGGUGAGACGUCCCCUGCCCCGGCUGGUUGUGGUUGGUGAGGUGGCUGCUCCUCGUCGUUCUGACCCCUUCGCCUGGACUGUGGUUGGUGGUCGUAAGUCGCCUCGCGGGGGCCAGGUUGGUGAUGGCUAUCCACAGGCCACUGGGAGGAUGGUUGACCAACAGGGAGACCUGCUGGAUUCUUCCAUCCCCCCGAAUCCUGUGUGGUUCAGCCCAACGUUGCUGGAGGAGAUGGACCGGAUCGUUCCUGCGUCUGGCCUUGACGCUCCGUUACCUACACGUUCUCCGACGAGGAAGAAGAAGACGAGUCCGAGGCGUCGUCCAAUUUCCGAUCCCUCCAAGCUGAAUCCGGUGGAGCGGCAGAUGGAGGGAGCGCCGAGAGAGACCACCACGCCAGCUCGUCGCCAGGCACGGAGUCCGGUCCCCCCGAUGGACGUCGAGUCCUCUUCCGUGCCACUGGAGGACCAUGUCCGGGAUGGGAGCUGCCAGACUUCUGCGCUGGAACCCGGUAUCAGCGGUCCACCUGUCCUGUCGGUAAGUGCCUCACAUUCUCAAGCCGACAAAAGGUAUGCUGCAUUUUCCCGCAAUCACCAGUGCACAUGCAUGGCACUCACAUUUUUAGCGUACCACAAUGAAGGAUUGCAGUUUGACACAGUGUUGCUUGACAGAGUGAUUGAAAAAGGAGACCAACUUUAUGUCGGCGUUAAACAGCAACUGAUCAGUGAUGGAACGUUUCGUGAUGAUCACUUGACCUUUGAAGAGAUGCCUGACCAUGUGCUGACAGACAGGAACAUCUACGCAGUACACACAACUGGUUUAAGGGUAGGUCAUGUUUUUGCUGGUAGCGGGAGCCCUCAAGGAUCUCGACAAUUGGGUUUGCCUCUUGCCCUGCAACUGGAAUGUCUGUCGGAAAAUGUCACCCAUGCUUUUCUUUUGGUGACUCCAGAAUGCAUUGCAGUUUUCAGGGACAGAUGCGGUCGGUUUGGAGUUUUUGAUUCCCACUCAAGAAAUUCAGCAGGCCUGCCCCACCCCAGUGGAACUGCAGUAAUGAUGACUUUCUGCAAACUGUCUGACAUGGUCAACCAUCUGCUGAAGCUUUUUCGAAACCGCGGCCCCAAUGCCACCUAUGAGUUUGUGCCAGUAGGUUUUGUCAGGGAGAAUUACAACCCCUCUGAGGAUUUGGCCUUUCAGAACGUUUCACCUGUAGCCACAAAGGUAAGUCCAACUGGUUUGAAGCAAAAGAGUCCCUCUGAUGAAAAGGAAAUGCCUCCUUGGCUUAGAGAAAUUGCAAACAUAUUAGAAGAGACAGUUCCAACCAUUCCAAAUGUGUCAAAAGCACCAAAAGCCAAGAGAAGAAAGAUUAGGGACAGGGUUAAAGCACAGCAAGGACAGAACGUAGAAACAAAAAUAAAACAAAGUUCUUAUGGAAAAGACAGAUAUGUAAAAUCUCCAACAUAUAGGACCAAAAAACUGCAGGCCUUGAAAAAAACAUACAUUCUUAAGCAGGCAGAGAGAAAGGACCAGCUCAACAAAAGAUACAAAUUAGAUGCACCAUUCCGCAUAGCUCGAAAAAAUUAUGAAUAUUUAAGAUACAACUACAUCCCCAGCUACAGAGCCAAACAUAAAGAAUACAUGCGUGAGUACAUAUGGCAACGAUUCAAAACCGAUCCCGUUUUCAAAAGCCAAAAAAAAAUAAACAUGAGUGAGCGUAUAAGGCAACGAUUCAAAAGUGAUCCUGAUUUCAGAAAACGACAAAAACAAAUUAUGAGUGAGCGUAUGAGGGAACGAUUCAGAAAUGAUCCCAUUUUCAGAAGCCGACAAAAAAGAAUUAUGAGUGAGCAUAUGAAGGAGAAGUAUCACAGAAAGCCUGAUUAUCGGUUCAAACAUAAUAAGAAAUGUGUUGCCAACAGGAGAAUCAGGCUAUCAAGGGAAGUAAUUUCCAAAAAACUCAAAUUGGAGCAUGCUUUGCGGAUCAGAAGGAAGUACAAACGAAAUGUAGGCUUCCAACUAGAAACACAACGCCCUCUGAUGAGUGACAAAAUGAAAGCUGCGAUACAAAACUUUUAUAAGAACAUUCAAAAUGGACCCACAUAUGUUUGCACUGUGUGUCACAGAGCUCUUUUCCCCAAUCAAGUAAAGCACUGUAAACGAGGUAAAUAUACUAAGAAUAUGCGUGUGGUAGCUGAUUGUCUAACAGGUACGUAUGUUCAUGUGUGUGGAUCUGCAUGCUCUACCCCAUGCUCUGUACCCGAAGAGAGGAUGGGGGAGUGGAUCUGCUACACAUGUGACAGCCAUCUAACUAGAGGAAAGAUGCCAUCGAUUGCUGCUGCCAAUAACCUUCACCUGGCUUCGGUUCCCACAGAGCUUGCGGAAUUGAAUGUACUUGAAAGGCAAUUAAUUGCAAAGAUUUUACCUUUUGCAAAAAUUGUUUCCUUGCCAAAAGGACAGCAAAGGGCAAUUCAUGGAGCUGUUGUUUGUGUUCCUUCUGACAUGGAAACAGUUGUAAACAGUCUUCCAAGGCCCCGUGAGGAAGCCCAGCUUUUACAGGUGAAGCUGAAGAGGAAAACCAAGUACAAAGGGUACCAAUACUUUUACACGGUCAAUAUGAAAAAUGUCUUGGGUGCACUAAGAAAGCUUAAAGAGAGUCACCCAGAUUACAAAGAUGUAACUAUAAAUGAAAGUGCAACAUUUGAGGGUUUCCAAGAUGACCAGCCAGUUGAGGAUGCUGAUCUACAGGCAGAGGAGGCUGAAAUGGAUGCAGCAACAGACCAGCAGCCUGACCACAUAGGGGCAGAGCAUCAGGCACUUCGCCCUGGUCUGAUCUUGGACACCUGCAUGCAGCCUCCUGACAUAGCACAGGAGGUAUUAUCAUAUGGAGAAGGGAUUUUCAGCAUUGCGCCGGCUCAGGGGAACAAGCCCAUCUCCUUCUUCAGUGUUCCAAGACUUGAAGCCAAGGCAUACCCUCACAUGGACAUUCAGUAUGUGCUUGAUGAGUACAGCUGCAUUGAGUACAUGAUGUCCUACAUAGCCAAGCCAGAGCAUGAAAUGGCGCAGUUCCUCAAGUCUGUUGUAGAUGAUUUAAAGACGGCCAAUGUUAGCCAACGCGACGAGAUGAAAAAGAUCAUGCAGGCUUAUUCAAAACAGAGAGAGACGAAGACGGUGUAA